AUGUUCCAAGGACAAUUUGGUUAUGGCAAUGCUGGGCCCCAGUUCAAUCAGCAGCCAGGGGGCCAGCCAAACCAGCAACAGCAGCAGCAGCAGCCACAAAUGAUGUUUAAUCCACAACAAUUUGCUGGUAUGGCUCCUCAGGGGGGAUUUAAUCCCGCUGCGAACCCUCAAAUGAUGGCUGCUGCCUCGCAAGGCAUGAUGCAGAAUCCUGGCAUGCCCAACAUGGUCGCUAAUGGACAAAUGGCCGGCUAUCAGCCGCAAUUCGCGCAGCCGUACGGACAAGUACAGCAAAAUUUCGCGCCAAAUCAAUACAUGAUGGGCGGCAUGCAAGGCUUUCCCAUGAACCAACAAGGAAUGACGCAACAGCAAGCCCAACAGCUGAUGCAGCAGCGCAUACAGCAGCAACAACACCUUCAGCAGCAACAGGCACAGCAUCAACAGGCACAACACCAGCAGCACGCACAGCAGCACGCACAGCAGCAACAGCAUCCGCACCCGCAUCACCAGCAACACCAACAGCUUCAGAAUCCCCAGGCUCAGCAGCAUGCUCAACAUCAACAGCUCCAGCAGCACCAAAACCAGCAAGUGCAGCAACAGCACCCCCAACCGGGCAUGGGCCAAGUUGGGACUCCACAAAGACCACCAAGUGUUGCGCAAAAUAGUCCUGCUGGGCAGAUGCUGGGGCAGAUCCCCGGGCAGCCACAAUUCUCCCCUCAUCAACUGCCCCAGGGAACUCCACAGCAAGGCGCUCAGAUGCACCAACAUGCUCAGCAGCAUCCACAGCAAGUGCAACAGCCUGUGACUAUCGCGACUCCCCAGACACCAACGUUCCCCAACAGCCAAGGACCCAACGCAGGUGCACCAUUCAACGCGCCUCCACUGAGUCCGGCUUCCGAAUCGCGUGAAAAAGAGCGGUUCGCAUUGCUGCUGGACAUCAACCACGAGUUGCUAUAUGAAGUCAUUCUGCUGCAACAUACGCAAACGGAGCUCAAGAAGGAAUCAUCAGCGGCCAAUGGAAAUGCAGGGGAAAGAAAGCCAACAGAAGAGGAAUCCCUAUUCCAACAAGAUUAUGUACAUUGUAUGCGCCGUUUGCAAGCGAACCUUUCAUACAUGGCUGCGCAGGCCGAUCGUAAAGCCGAAACGAAAGCACCGCCUUUUCCCAGCUUCAUGACGGCACCGCCCCUGAACCUGUCGCUCAGACCUCGAGCGCAACCAAUGGUCCCCGAAGGAUCUGAUGCCAAGAUGGACCCUGCGACGGACCGCGAAGAAAGAGACAGAGCCAUCAAAGACUUGUACCGCCGUCUGCAAGCAGCGUAUCCGGGUGUCGACUUCAAGAAGGAGUCUGCCGCGCGCAUACCUCAAGGCCAUAAGCCUGGCAACCCUGCCGGUUUCCAAGGCAGCCCAAUCCCGCAAAAGACACCUCAGAUACCGAAUGUAGCACCGCCUCAGGUGAGCUAA
Messenger RNA from Cordyceps militaris CM01, 1458 nucleotides. RefSeq lists its product as uncharacterized. The coding region runs from base 1 to 1458 and encodes 485 amino acids. Lineage: Eukaryota; Fungi; Ascomycota; Sordariomycetes; Hypocreales; Cordycipitaceae. The record is from RefSeq and is a predicted model, not a curated record. The transcript has 3 exons.